This is a messenger RNA of Acipenser ruthenus (sterlet), 5473 nucleotides long. Its product is annotated as haloacid dehalogenase-like hydrolase domain-containing 5. Gene Ontology annotation, biological process: glycerophospholipid biosynthetic process. NCBI's taxonomy places the organism in Eukaryota, Metazoa, Chordata, Actinopteri, Acipenseriformes, Acipenseridae. The transcript is spliced from 8 exons. The coding region runs from base 452 to 1792 and encodes 446 amino acids. Gene Ontology annotation, cellular component: mitochondrion. The record is from RefSeq and is a predicted model, not a curated record.
GUGGCGCUCUUCCAUUGGUUUGAAGACGGGUUUGCUCCAGCGCAGCACCUUUUAGAAUCUGCAGGGCAUGCGCAGACUCUGCGCCCAGAGGAUGCGUGACCUGUGUUGUCAGUUCUGGCUGCGGUCAAGCAGUUUGGGUGCGUCCACGGAGAUCAUUCUGCGCAGAUUCUAUGCAGAAUCUGACCAAAUUUAUCCAAUGAUCUUUUAUGAACUGGUCAGAUUCUGCGCAUAAUGAUCUCCGUGAACGCACCCUUUGCCUUACUCGGACAGGGUAUGCGCGCAGACUCACGUAAUUUGACGGAAAGGCUACGCACACUCUCAAAAGUCUGCGCGUCGGCUUCUCAAACCGGAUCCAUGCUGUGGCUUGCAAAAUAAGAAUGGGCAGAAGCUGGAAGUGACAUUAUAAUUGUAUAUUUUUAAUAAUAAAAAGUGUACUACAUUGCAAUUUACAAUGGCAGCUUUACGAACAAGGUUCAACUCUUUUAAAACAGGCUGGCAGCAAUCUCCACAUUUACUCGCAUUAAAUGGACGUUUUAAUGCUUGUAGGCAAAGGUGUAUAUCACUAUCAAAAUGCGGUAAUAAUAAUAAUCGGAAUUCUCUGUUCAAGAAUCAGCCCACUUUUGGCCUCCUGUUUGACAUAGACGGGGUCCUUGUCCGAGGACGGACUCUGAUUCCAGCAGCAAAAGAGUCCUUCAAGAAACUAGUGGAUAGAAAUGGGGAGUUCCAGGUGCCAGUGGUGUUCGUCACGAACGCUGGGAACGGUGUGCGUCAAGCCAAAGCAGAGCUGCUAUCCCAGGUGUCCCAGGACCAGGUUAUGCUGUCCCACAGUCCUUUGCGGAUGUUAACCCAGUACCACAAUAAGAAUGUUCUGGUCUCGGGACAGGGGCCUGUGGCAGAGAUCGCCCAGAAUAUGGGUUUCCAACACGUGGUAACCAUAGAGAUGCUACGUGAGGCCUACCCGCUGCUAGAUGUGGUGGACCAAAACCGAAGGCCCAAAGAGCAGAUACCUCCAGACAAGGACUUCCCUCGGAUUGAAGCUGUGAUUCUGUUUGGAGAGCCAAUCCGGUGGGAGACCAACCUGCAGCUUAUUGUGGACUUGCUAUUGACCAAUGGGUACCCAGCAAAUCCUGUGAUGUCACCGCCCUACCCUCACAUCCCUGUGCUGGCCUGUAACAUGGACCUCAUGUGGAUGGCGGAGGCAAAGAUACCCAGGUUUGGCCACGGCUCAUUCCUGGUGUGCUUAGAGAGCAUCUAUAAGAAGAUCACAGGCAACGAGCUGAAGUACGAGGCCCUGAUUGGCAAACCCAGUUUAAUAACAUACAACUACGCCGAACUGCUCGUGAGGCAACAGGCAAAGAGCAGGGGCUGGUCCGGGCCAAUCCGCAGGCUCUACGCUAUCGGGGAUAACCCCAUGGCAGACAUCUACGGAGCCAAUCUAUAUAACCACUCCCUGCAGUCUGCACAACGGUCCCGAGUCCAGGCCAAGAUGAAGGCCGGGCAGGUGGUGGAGGAGGAGGGGGCAGAGGCUGGGUCCCCUGCAGGGGAGAGAGGGGGGAAGCUGGGGGGGAGCUGUCACGCCGAGAGCUGCAGAUCCAUCCUGGUGUGCACAGGUGUGUACAGCCGCCACGAGGAGCUUCCCUCUGACCCACACGAGAGCGUCACCCAGCGCGUCUUUCACGGACACCGCGACUUCCGCUUUGACCCCAGCCUGGUGGAGGCGUCCUACGUUGUGCAGGACGUUAACGAGGCUGUUGACCUCAUCUUCACCCAGGAGAACUGGCCCUUGAACUAAACCAGGGCUCCUAAUUGCCAGUGCCUGUAUACUAAAGGGAGUGGGGGCAUCCAGCUGGUUAUAUAAGACUGCUAAGAAGCCCCUUCUAAAAGUUUUCCAUAAUAAAAGCACAUCAGUGUAGUAAAGCAUAGGUAAGCAUUGUAAAGCGGAGAGAUGUAUGGUAAAGCAUAUUAGUAAACAUGACAAAUCAUGGUAAACUAUAGUUAAUGUAUAGUAUAACCAUGGGAAAACUGCAAAAUGACCAUGAAAAUGUACUAUGGUAAACUUUUAUAAGAGGCAGCCUAGCAUAAUAGACCAGGCCUUGAAACUCGCGGUAGCCUUGUAACCAGUCCGGGGUUUCAGGUACGUUAUUGAACUAAUCACUAGUCGGGUUAUAUUCUUUGAACUAAUCAGUCUUAUCACAACCAUUAGUGUGUAGAUUAACUGAGGCCUUGUACACACACACUCCGGUUAGCAGGACAGCCGUGUUAACAAACUGCACUCGCUGUGGUUGUUUGUUGUGCACACACGCCUUUCAUUACUGAAGUGAGUGACUCCCUGUUUAAACUAACACCUGAACUCGGACCACCGUUACACAGCAUUCGUUAGGUUUGUGUGGCGGCAGCAUGGAGGCUGUGUUUUUGUUUAUGCUUUUGGAAUAAAGUACAGGACGUAAUCGAUCGAGAGCUUGUCAAGCACAGCUAUGCUCUUUUCUGCAAAACCAGCAGAGACUGUGUUUUGCUUUUUCUGCACUGAGGUACAGUAGCGAUGAUCUGCAGUACCAUGACGGUAGAGCGAAACAUUUGGGCGAUCUUCUGACCAGAAGGCUGGUGGGAAAGAAUUGAGUGGUCGCACUGUGGCAUUUGGGGACACAGAUUGUCCCAUAUUGUUUAAUUUAAGUUGCAAAACCAAAAAUAUAUAGGUGUUUCGUUUUCUUUUUACAACAGAAUAUUAUACAACUGUACAUCGAUUUAAAUAAAAAAAAGUAUAUUAUAUGUAUACACUAUUUACUAAGGUUAUGAAUUUACUAUUCAUCAAUAUUACAAAAUCAUAUUGGCUCAUCAGACACCUACAUUAUUUUUUUCAGCCAUGUUUAUCGCACGGAAAUGUCUGACGCAUCUUUACUUGCGCAGAAAUCCACCAAGCACCUACUGCAUUUGUUUUAGUGCAGUUUUAAUACACACACACACACACACACACACACAGUUGUAGUGCAUUAACAAACUGAAUUAAUAACUGUACUCACUACGUGUUCCGAACAGGAUUAACUAGUGCGGUUGUCGCUGCCUUUUGCAACAGAACGGUUUGUGUACUUAAACAAAAGGUGAAUUCGCAACCGCAUCUAGGCUGUGUGUGGGCGAGGCCUUAUAGGAUUUAUUCAUAGAGCUAGAGGGGAGGAACAAUGUAUUGAACACCAAAUCCCUGACUCCUGAUCAUAUAAAUAUUGUACUCAUUAAAAUAAACUUUUGACAAAUCAAGUCUUUUUCAGUGUCAGUUUCAAAAAAAGAUUUCUAGUGAAAUUGUUUGUCAUUGAAGUAGGUCACUUUUAGUAUUUAAAAAUGUAGCACUAAUGAAUAUGAAAUAGUUAUGUAUGAAAUAAUGUACUCAAUUAAGGAUAGAUCCUAAACCCAGGACUGGCUAGAGUUAAGGGUCGUCCAAAAUUAUCAAAUAACAGCAAGACACACCCCCCUCCCCCCCCCCCCCCCCAAAAAAAAAAAAUAAAAGCAUUCAUAAAAAUGCUGCCAUUUGAAAGCCCUGGGUUUUCAAAAUGUAAUUACUCAUAGUGAAAGUGAAAAUUGAGUUUUGUGUACCCUAUUGCAGGUUUUUCAAAAUAAGCCGGGGUAACGUCAGAAAAUGCAUCCCUCAGAAAAAUGCAUCCCUUGGUCAUAGGCAUGCUCAAUAUCUGUUUUAGUAGUCCACACCUCUUAUUAGUUUUCCCUGCCUCACACUUUUGUCCCACCUAUUUAAUUUUUGCAUCCAGUUAAGAAUGGCCUCUAUAGGGGCUCCCGAGUGGUGCAUCCAGUAAAGGCGCUCUGUGUGGAGUGCAGGGUGUGUCCCAUAGUCUGGACGUCGCGAGUUCGAGUCCAGGCUAUUCCUCUGCCGACCGAGGACGGGAGCUUCCAGGGGGCGGCGCUCAAAUGGCCGUGCUCCGCCUGGAGGGGAGGGAGCGUUAGGUCGGCCAGGGUGUCCUCGGCUCACAGCGCACCAGCGACCUCUGUGGUCUGGCCGGGCGCCUGCGGGCUUGCUGUAAGCUGCCUGAGAGCUGCGUUGUCCUCCGACGCUGUAGCUCUUGGGUGGCUGCAUGGUGAGUCCGCAGUGUGAAAAAAAGCGGUUGGCUGACGGCACAUGCUUCGGAGGACAGCGUGUGUUUAUCUUCGCCCUCCCGAGUCAGCGCAGGGGUGGUAGCGGUGGGCUGAGCCUAAAAAAGAAUUGGACAUUACUAAAUUGGGGAGAAAAUAAUAAAAUUAAUUGGCGGCCACUAAAUUAAAAAAAAAAAAAAAAAGAAUGGCGUUGUCUCAAAUCAUUUAAACUACUGAAAUAGUUGUAUUGCCACACAUUUAAGUUAAUUUUUUUAAUUGCCCAAUUAAUUGUACAGGAUGCAUAUACAAGGUUUCUAGAUGUUGAGAAAUAAAAUCUUGUUAAAGGAUAAAACGAAAUAACCCAAAUGAAACGAUAAAUGAUAAAUAAUAAUAAAAAAAAUAUUUUUACAGGGCUCUAGUUUAGGCUCAUUUUGUGUAAAACGGGUUACCAAGCUAAAUAAAUAAAUAAACUCAUUGCUGGCUCUCGUUGGUCAAUGUAUGGUAUGAUUGACAGAGGUAACCAACCAAUGGUAUAAACACAUAUAGCUUGAUACUGCACUGCCAGUUGUAUUGCUCAUUCUUGGGAAAGUGUAGCCUAUUUGGGCGUUGUGUUAUAUUGUGAAUAAUACAGUGGAAAAAAUAAAUGUAUACAAUUAUUUGUCUAGAAGGGUUUACCAAGCUAAAUCUCCAUAGCUUCAGUUCCAAGUUUUCCUUGGAAGGUGUGCUAUUUAAUUAAACACAGGUUUUAUUGUUUUACAUUUUAAAGGAAUUCAUUGUUGUGGUGACUUACUGUGGUGGCCUUUAUUAUCGUUUAUUGAUAGCUGUGUGAAUCUGAUGUGGGAUGGUGGGGGAAUGGGUCUGUGGCGCUAAGAUCUGUGUGAUAAAAUAUUUGUCUAGUAACGAGGAAGAAGCGAUACGGCCAUGGUCUUGCUAAUAGCUAUUGUUCCUAAGGCCUUUCCACUGACAACAGACGUCACGGAAAAUAGCAUAAGUUCUUCUGGGAGCAUGUUUAAAUAUUCCUUAUUUAAGAUCCAUUCGUAUUUACAGAUACUAUUUUGUUAGUCAAUAUAUGAAAGAUGUCUACAAAACUAAUGCUAUUUGUAAUAUAACUUCAAUAGAAAACAGCCUUACUAUUUAAAAAAUUUUUCAAACUGGGUUAAUUAUUUGAUUUAUUCGGUUAAGUGUGUCUGUUAAUCAUGAACAUGUUACAAGAGUUGUGUAGCGACCAUCUUCUUUUGCUGCUUCAGCUCUUAAAAACAUAAAUUAGCCACUAACAAUUUCAGAAAUGAACUUUAUAUUAUUUUAAUGUUUUGAACAAUAUAUUUUUUAAAUGUUUUGUUAUUGUAGGGGGUUAAUAUUUCCAUGUAAAGGUUGUAACGUCAAUAAAGGAACCUGCAUAAUA